This is a messenger RNA of Apiotrichum porosum, 888 nucleotides long. RefSeq lists its product as uncharacterized. The transcript has 5 exons. NCBI's taxonomy places the organism in Eukaryota, Fungi, Basidiomycota, Tremellomycetes, Trichosporonales, Trichosporonaceae. Gene Ontology annotation, cellular component: mitochondrion. The coding region runs from base 1 to 888 and encodes 295 amino acids. The record is from RefSeq and is a predicted model, not a curated record. Gene Ontology annotation, biological process: oxaloacetate metabolic process; L-glutamine metabolic process. Gene Ontology annotation, molecular function: omega-amidase activity.
AUGACACAGACAACCGCUAUCCCCGACGCUACGGCAGGACCCAAGGUCAACGUGGCCCUUGUCCAGAUCCGUGUUGCUCCACCCGACGAUGUGCAGGGCCAGUGUGCGCACAUGCGCGAGCUGGUGCUAAAGGCAGUUAAGGAGGGCAAGGACAAGGGCAACCCGGUCAACAUUGCGGUUCUUCCUCUUGUCAAGCUUGCCGAGCCUCUCCCGCAGCCUGGUGCGGCGGCAUCGUCUUGGCCCGACGGCGCGUACACGGCCCGUCAGCUCUCAGCAGUUGCCAAGGAAGCAAACAUUUGGAUUGUUGGAGCAUCCCAGAGGUGGACGACGAAGGCCGCCGAUACAAUUGCGCUACUGUCUGGUCUCCAGAAGUACCGCAAGACGCACCUGUUCGACCUGUGCCUCCCCAAGAUGACGUACAAGGAGAGCGACACCUUCUCGCCCGGCCAGUCGCUUGCUAUGUUUGACACGCCGUACGGCCGCUUCGGACUGGCAAUCUGCUACGACUUGCGCUUUGCCGAGAUUGCCACUUUGGCCGCGCGGCAAGGUUGCGUCGGCGUCUUCUACCCUGCCGCGUUCAACACGCACACCGGCCCACUCCACUGGCAGAUCCUGCAGCAGGCAAGAGCGCUGGAUAACCAGAUCUACAUCGCGACGUGUAGUUGCGCGAGGGACGAGACGGCCAAAUAUGUGAUUUAUGGCCACUCAAUGUCGGUCUCACCUAUGGGUGCUGUCAUCGCGACCGCGGAGGAGAAGGAAACGAUUGUGCAUGCCACUUUCGACCCCCAGGUCAUUGCUGACACGCGCGCGGGCAUCCCACUGUUGGCGCAGCGGCGGUUUGAUCUGUACCCCGAUAUUGCGGCUGUCGUGGCGAACGGGACAGCAUAG